This is a messenger RNA of Penicillium roqueforti, 591 nucleotides long. RefSeq names its product cupin domain-containing protein. NCBI's taxonomy places the organism in Eukaryota, Fungi, Ascomycota, Eurotiomycetes, Eurotiales, Aspergillaceae. The coding region runs from base 1 to 591 and encodes 196 amino acids. The record is from RefSeq and is a predicted model, not a curated record. The transcript has 2 exons.
AUGACUACCACUGCCGCUAUCAACUUCAUCACCGACGGCUUCCCAGCCCCAGGUCUGCGCGCGACCCAACGUCUCAUUACCGGCAACAAAGAAGAAGACGGUAAAGGUCACUUCCUCGUCACCGACAAUGGCGACCACCACCGUGUCAUGGGUGAGAACCAGGCUGUUGCCAAUAUUAUCUACUCCACCCAUGAGAACCCCGUCGACCUCAACGAGGACAAAGAUAUCAAAUAUGCCAAGGAGAACGAGCCCGGUCUCCACAUCACCAACGGCACGGUCGUACGUAUGAUCGAUUUUGGUCCUGGAGUGGAGUCGCCCAUGCAUCGGGCCAUGUCCAUCGAUUAUGGCAUUGUGAUGGAUGGUGAUUUUGAGUUGACCCUGGACUCCGGCGAGACACGCAUAAUGAAGCAGGGUGACAUUAGUGUGCAGCGGGCGACGGCGCACAAGUGGAAGAAUAUCACUGCUGGAGAGACACAGGCUGGGCGGAUGUUGUAUGUCUUGCUUGACUGUAAGGAGGUCCUGGUUCAGGGAAAGAAGAUUGAGGGAUUUUUGGGUGAGUUGGAGAAGGAAUACGAAGGAAGAAGUGCAUGA